Messenger RNA from Medicago truncatula (barrel medic), 483 nucleotides. RefSeq lists its product as uncharacterized. Lineage: Eukaryota; Viridiplantae; Streptophyta; Magnoliopsida; Fabales; Fabaceae. The coding region runs from base 1 to 483 and encodes 160 amino acids. The transcript has a single exon. The record is from RefSeq and is a predicted model, not a curated record.
AUGGACGAUGUUAUUCCUAGACAAUCAUCUAUAAAGGAGAAGUUGAAAAAUUCGAUAUGUUGCUUCACCGGAAAUCUUCAUCAUCAUAAUCAUCAUGGUGAUGAUUCGCCAAUAGGAGGAGAAGGAUUCUACAACAAGUUACACAUACCAAGAACACCAAUUUCUCCGGCAGGUUCUUCAAGUUCACCAUCCUCGUGGUUUAGGAAAUCGCCUACCUGUAAUGGAAGCGACUUUUCUCGUGUUAGGGGAAAAAGCCAAAGGUCACGUGUGGGUCGCAGCAAACAUCAUCAUCAUCGUCAAUCACAAUCCGCUGAUUUUAGCUACGACCCUUCUAGUUAUGCGCUCAAUUUUGAAAAUGAAACUGCCCAAGAAGAUAUUCCAAUUAUGAAUUUUAGCUCUCGGUUGCCUAGGUCGCCUCCGCGUUCUUCCCAGACGAUCAAUUACUCGGAUGAGCUUCCAAAGGAGAUUGUUGGGUAUAGUUGA